Molecule: messenger RNA, 300 nt
Organism: Leptosomus discolor (cuckoo roller)
Lineage: Eukaryota; Metazoa; Chordata; Aves; Leptosomiformes; Leptosomidae
Source: RefSeq, a predicted model, not a curated record
CUUCAGGACCCGCAGAGGGAGGUGCAGAAGAUCCUGCAGUUUCUGGGCAAGGAGGUGGCAGAGGCGACAGUGGCGAGGAUCCUCCACCACACCUCCUUCCAGGAGAUGAAGAAGAACCCUGCUGCCAACUAUGAGACCAUACCCACCGCCCUGAUGGACCACAGCCUCUCCCCCUUCCUCCGGAAAGGGAUCUCCGGGGACUGGAAGAACCACUUCACCGUGGCCCAGAAUGAGCGCUUUGACCAGCACUACCGGGAGCACAUGGUGGGCUCUGACCUCCACUUCCAGAUGGAGGUGUGA